Molecule: messenger RNA, 1172 nt
Organism: Striga hermonthica
Lineage: Eukaryota; Viridiplantae; Streptophyta; Magnoliopsida; Lamiales; Orobanchaceae
Source: the annotation of a GenBank genome assembly
GAAUUCUUGGUCCGGGCACAAAACCACGUGAUUGCCGAAGAAAGCAUGUCGGUCCCGGAUUUUACGUUCGCAUCCCCGGGACAAAAACCGACGUCGGAAAAGAAGAAGAAAUCCUUUGGCAACACACACAAGAAGACCUCCUCCACGGACCCGCGGUGGGGGGAUCCGAACGACCCCGAGGUGCGAGCAGCUCGGAAACAGUACCGGGAGGACUUGAAAGAAAGAUACCGAUCUGUCUACUCGGUCGGAGCAGCCGCCAUCUACGAGGAAAUAAAGGGAAAGGGAAUCAUUCCCGAUGCUCGACCAGUCAAAACCCCGGAGAGCCUACUCGACAAGGGCCGUUACUGCGACUACCACAGGUCGCCGGGUCACAAUACAGACGAAUGCCUGAGCCUGUUGUCGGCUCUGAUGAAGCUCAUCGGUAAUCCACAAGUGAGGAAAUUCACCAAGGCUGGAGAUAGCAAGGGAAAACGAAGAACGCAGGAAAUCCCCGAUGAUGACGAAGGAGAUGAAGGGGGAUCGACUUUCAAGAGGCUUCGAGCCCAGGGAGAUAAGGAAAUUUUCGUGAUCGGACCAACGGACGUCGGUUCGCCCCGAGACCAACUCAGGAAGAGGGGACGAGAAGCCGACGUCCAGCCACGACCCAGCCAGACGCCUCCAACCUCGGGACGGUCAAGUCCUAUUCCCCGAGUUAAUACUAACCGAGAUACACCGACGUCAUCCAGAAGGCAGGCCAAGGCCUAUGCGCGAAAGGCCUACAACUCGGGGAAGCAGGUCAUGACCUCGGAUCUUAGAGAAACGAUCAACGCCCGCACCUGCCUGAUCACUUUCACGCUGGAGGACGCAAGUCUGUUCGUUCAUCCACACUCGGACGCACUCAUAAUCACGGCCCCCAUCUGCGGUAUCCCUGUCCACCGGAUCAUGGUGGACACAGGGGCCUACACGAGCAUCCUCAUGCUCAAAGCGUUCAACAAGCUCGGGAUAGACCCCGCCGAAGUCAGCCCUUGCAACGACCGCGUCCACGGCUUCAACGGGAGCGUGGCGCUCCCACUAGGGGAAAUCACACUUCCCAUUCGGUUCGGAGGAAGCGGGCAGACGUCCAAAGUCAUCAUGGAAACCUUCAAGGUGAUGGACCUCGACAAUGAGUACAAUGCGAUUAUCGGGAGGACGGC